AUGGAGAACCUCCUCAGUCUCGCCUUCGACUACCUCUCCUCCUACGAUGGCCCCAAGAUCCGGAAGGGCCUGCGCCAGGUAGAGGGCCUCCUCGCCCAGAUCUGCCUAUCCUCGCCCUCAAAGUCUUCAAAGUCGGACGACGAGUCCUCUCAGGCACGCGGUAAAUCGCUGUCCGAUCUCUCUGACGACCUGGCCUUUCGCGAGUUUUUCAAGCUGCAGGAGGGAUUCGAGUGGAACGUCGCGCUGCGCCUCAUCAACACCCUCGAUCGCCUCAUGGGCAAGGGCGCCGACGGACAAAACGACCUCCUGAUCCUCAGCUCCCUGGACCUGAUCCAGGGCGUCCUGUUGCUUCACCCGCCCAGCAAGGCUCUUUUCUCACGAGAACAAAACAUGAACCUCCUCCUCGACCUCCUUGAACCAGUAAACUGCCCUGCGAUCCAGUCCGCGACCCUCCUGACCCUCGUCGUCGCCCUCAUCGACACUCCGCAAAACACCCGCACCUUCGAAGCCCUCGACGGUCUCCUCACCGUAACGUCCCUCUUCAAGUCUCGUUCGACCGCCCGCGAGGUCAAACUCAAGCUCGUCGAGUUUCUCUACUUCUACCUGAUGCCCGAGGUCCCCUCCAACCCUCGCCCCGACUCCCGCGCCUCCGCCCCGACACUCCACCAGCGCAGCCCCAGCAAGCUGACCGGCGCGUUCGGCGCCGGGAAUUCGACGGCUUCGGACUCCCAGUAUUACGCCCGGAGCCGCGCCGGCAGCGAGUCCGGCGACACCCUGACCACGGAGGAGAAGCAGGAGCUACUGGGCCGCCACCUGAGCAGUGUCGAGGAUCUGGUCAAGGACCUGCGGACGUGCACACCUUUCGGCGGCGUCGUCUGCUGA
Molecule: messenger RNA, 882 nt
Organism: Colletotrichum karsti
Lineage: Eukaryota; Fungi; Ascomycota; Sordariomycetes; Glomerellales; Glomerellaceae
Product: cell division control protein 14
Exons: 2
Coding region: 1-882 (293 amino acids)
Source: RefSeq, a predicted model, not a curated record